CUUUUGCAGCGUUUUCAAUCCGUACUGGGUCCCUACGUUGAAUGAGCUUCAAUAGAAGUUUUCAACAUGCAUAUCGUUUUUAAGCAUAGUCUAAUGAUUAUCAAAUGAAAUUAAAGAAAAAGAACAUUUUUAGUUAUCCUUUGGAUAGAUAGAUCUCAAAAAAAGUUGUCACAUACAUACCCAUCUUUUGUUUUUUUACUGAAACAAAUUUUUUUUUCAUUUUCAAACUAUGCAAUCUUUCUUUGACCAACAAACAACAACACAAAAUCACACUAUUCACUUAUACCAAUAACAUAAAACCAUGUCUCUAUCUCAAACCCAACCAUAUAUCAUUUGAUCUCUAACUUAAAACAAACAAACAAGUUCCAAAAAGGGUACCAAGAUCGACCCAAGAGAGCUCAUCCAAAUGGGUAACACUUUAGGAGGCAAGAAGACUGCAAAGAUCAUGAUGAUUAAUGGUGAUACAAUGAAAUUCAAGACACCGGUUCAUGCUGGUGACGUGCUCAAGGACUAUCCAGGGCUUGUUUUGUUGGAAUCCGAGGCCGUGAAGCAUUUUGGUAUCAGAGCAAAGCCCUUAGAACCAUGGCAAGAAUUGAAGCCAAAGAGGCUUUAUUUUCUUGUAGAGUUGCCUAGGGUUCCUGAAGAGAGGGUCCCGAGAAGGGUCCGGUCCGGGAUUAACAUGAGUGCCAAGGACCGGCUUGAGAGCCUAAUGCUUGCUAGGAGGUCAGCUUCUGACCUUUCAAUUAUGAAACCUAGAAGCAUUGUGAUUGGGGAGGAGAGACAAGGUUCGGAGGCCGCUCAGAGCGGGGAAUUGAGGAGAGUGAAGAUGAGACUGCCGAAGGCGGAGGUGGCUAGGUUGAUGAUGGAGAGUAGGGAUGGGGCUGAUGUGGCUGAGAAGAUUGUGGAUCUUUGCUUGGCAAACAAGGCGGCCGGUGCUGGUGGUGGUGGUGAUGGUGGUGUCGGUGGUGGUGUGCCGCCCAAGGGCAGUGAGGGGGCGUUGGUGCACCAUCACCACCAACAAUUGCAUUGGAAGGAUGGCGACGGAAAGGUGGUCAAAGAUGGUUUCAAGGGGCGUGAGAAGCGAGUGGGUUUUCUACCAAUUAGCGAGGGAGAAAUUCAGCUGGCUCUAGCAUCCUAAAUAGCAAGAUAUUAUAUAGGAUUAAUUACAUUUUACUCCAUCAAUUAUCAUUAAAUAUUAUCUGCAGUCCUUUAAUUUUAAAAUCGUACAUUUAAAGUUCUCAAUUAUCAAAAUUACUUGAUUUUCACCCUCUCCACGGAGAGGGUUUAAAUGUACAGUUUUAAAAUUGAGGGAGUAAAAUGAUAUUUAAUAAUAAUUGAGCAAGUAAAGUAUAAUUAACCUAUAUAUAGAUGACUCGACUGAUUUCCAUGGUUGACGUACAUACUUUCUCCCUACAUUUCCUGGUGGAGUUUUUAGCAACUUUAAGUGAUCCUUGUUGUUUUUUUGGUAUGUAUCAAAUGUGCUUUUAGAUGUUGAAGAAUUGUAAAAUUACAUAAUUAGUUAAUUGUGGAGGACAUGUUUCUUGAAUUCAAUUCAAAGUUUAACUUCUCUGUAAUCAAGCUUUCCAUCAGUAGUAAAAGAGAUGUUUACUCUUA
Camellia sinensis is the source of this 1614-nucleotide messenger RNA. RefSeq lists its product as uncharacterized. The record is from RefSeq and is a predicted model, not a curated record. NCBI's taxonomy places the organism in Eukaryota, Viridiplantae, Streptophyta, Magnoliopsida, Ericales, Theaceae.